CGACUUGGAGGCUUAAAAUUAUUUCUCUUAUUGGUCCAAGAAUUCAACAACGGGUACUUGAUAUCAAGAAGUGAUGGUAAAUAUUUGGGCUUUAUGUUCCAAAUUUAUGAAAGUAACGGAGUUCCGAGAAAUAUUGAGCGCGAAGAUGUCCAACCAUUUAUUGAGUCAACAAAUUCUACUUCGCGAGCUUGCGUCUUCAUUGACUCGAGCAAUCCCAACUUACCAAAUCAAGUGAUGAAUAUGUUUACAAAACCUUUCAUUAAGCUUGCUUUCCCACCUGUAAUCAAUAUUCGUGAUUUAAUGACAAAACAACCCGAUAGCCGUGCGUCCGUUCGAGGUCCGAACGCUUUCAUCAUAUACAGAAAAAUUUUUGUGGAAACAGCGAGGGCCGAUGGAUAUCAACUUCCCAUGACUGUCGUUUCUUCAAUGGCCUCCCAAUCUUGGGAACAAGAAAGUGAAAUUGUUAAAGCUGAAUAUAAAAGACUUGCCAAGGAAGCAAAUGAAAUUCGCAAUGAAAUAUCUCCUAAAUCACCACGUCGUCCAAAAAGAGAACGAUGGAAUAUUGUCUCCUUUCAGAAACAGCACCCAUCCAAAGACAAAACCUCACUCAGAAAGUCCUCAUCAAAGCGUGUAAAAAUUCCAAAUGGAUCUUCGUCGGUCGAAUCAAUAUCUUCCCAACAGGCGGUGUUCCCUUGGGAAACAACUCACGACAACAAUAACAACGUCGAAGCUUCGACCGAAUUUCAACCCAAUAAUCUUUCAAAUUAUGAUUCGGCAACUAUAGGUCAACUUUAUGAUUUAUUUGUUGAAGGUAGCGGCAAUGCGGCCGAUUACGAAUUAUCACUCCUGAAUUUCGAUUCUGAAGCCAACUCUGUCGAAAAAUCUUUAAAUAAUUCUAUGAUUCCUCGAGAUAUGAAAAAAUUAGAAGAACCAGAGUUUAGCACAUAUUCAAACGAAAGCUCAAAAGGGAUAGAAGGGUGUGAUUCUACAGAUGCAUACUUUAAUAUCAUCGGGGAUUUAUCGUGUGAAACAACAUGGACAAAAUUACUAGAUGAGUCGUUAAUAUCAGAAAAUUCCAUCGCGUUGAAUAACCCAUUCUUUGGUGAGUUAUUGGGAGCGAGCGAGAUGGAGUACCAGAAUUAUGCACUAUCAUCUCUUUCGUCACCGGAAAUCGGAAAUUCCUGCUGUUCUGAUCUUGGCACGAGCGAGAUGGAGCACCAAAGUUACGCAUCGUCAUCUCUUUCGUCGCCGGAAAUUGGAAAUUCCAGCUGUUCCGAUCUUGUCUCGGACAUAAUUGAAUUUUCUGAUUCUGAAGAAUCAACCAUCUCCUCCGAUCUCAAAAGCAUGACACAGUUUCCUGAUGACCUGGGAGUUUCUUCUGAAACAAAUUAUAAUGGAUCCUUUUAUUUUUAA
Messenger RNA from Acaulospora morrowiae, 1413 nucleotides. NCBI's taxonomy places the organism in Eukaryota, Fungi, Glomeromycota, Glomeromycetes, Diversisporales, Acaulosporaceae. The record is from the annotation of a GenBank genome assembly.